Messenger RNA from Myotis daubentonii (Daubenton's bat), 849 nucleotides. RefSeq names its product olfactory receptor 1J4-like. Gene Ontology annotation, cellular component: membrane. Gene Ontology annotation, molecular function: G protein-coupled receptor activity; olfactory receptor activity. Lineage: Eukaryota; Metazoa; Chordata; Mammalia; Chiroptera; Vespertilionidae. Gene Ontology annotation, biological process: G protein-coupled receptor signaling pathway. The record is from RefSeq and is a predicted model, not a curated record.
AUGAGGCCUGAGAACCAGAGCAGCGUGUCCCAGUUCCUCCUCCUGGGGCUCCCCAUCCCGCCAGGGCAGCAGGGCGUGUUCUUCACCCUGUUCCUGGGCAUGUACCUGACCACGGUGCUGGGCAACCUGCUCAUCAUCCUGCUCAUCAGGCUGGACUCGCGCCUGCACACGCCCAUGUACUUCUUCCUCAGCCACCUGGCCUUCUCUGACAUUUCUCUCUCCUCUGUCACUGUCCCUAAGAUGCUCAUGAACAUGCAGACUCGGCAACAAUCCAUCUCCUAUGUGGGAUGCAUUUCUCAGUUGUAUUUCUUCAUACUUUUUGCAGGUAUUGACAAUUUUCUUCUGGCUGUGAUGGCAUAUGACAGGUACGUGGCCAUCUGUCACCCUCUGCACUACACCACCAUCAUGAGGGAGGGGCUGUGUGUGCUGCUGGUGGCUGGCUCCUGGGUUCUCUCCUGUGGCAGUGCCUUGUUACACACCUUCCUAUUGGCCCAACUCAUGAGGCCUGAAAACCAGAGCAGCGUGUCCCAGUUCCUCCUCCUGGGGCUCCCCAUCCCGCCAGGGCAGCAGGGCGUGUUCUUCACCCUGUUCCUGGGCAUGUACCUGACCACGGUGCUGGACAACCUGCUCAUCAUCCUGCUCAUCAGGCUUGACUCUCGCCUGCACACGCCCAUGUAUUUAUUCCUCAGCCACUUGGCUCUGACUGAUGUCUCCUUCUCCUCUGUCACUGUCCCUAAGAAUCUCGUGAACAUGCAGACUUGGCAACAAUCCAUCCCCUAUGUGGGAUGCAUUUCUCAAUUGUAUGCAUUUAUAUUUUUGGUAGUCUUGACAAUUUUCUUCUGGCUGUGA